Messenger RNA from Cryptomeria japonica (Japanese cedar), 939 nucleotides. Its product is annotated as putative inactive G-type lectin S-receptor-like serine/threonine-protein kinase SRK. The transcript has a single exon. Gene Ontology annotation, biological process: recognition of pollen. The record is from RefSeq and is a predicted model, not a curated record. Bases 1 to 939 code for a protein of 312 amino acids. Lineage: Eukaryota; Viridiplantae; Streptophyta; Pinopsida; Cupressales; Cupressaceae.
AUGGAAAACAGGGCAAAAUUAUGUUUUUGCAUGUUUUUUGCAGUUACAGUGUUUACUCAAUUGCAGAGAUGUGCUGCAGUCGAGGCUGGAGAUACUCUUCUGUUGGGCGCCUCGCUUACUGGAAAUCAGACAAUUAUUUCAAAGAACGGCACAUUUGAAUUGGGAUUCUUCAGCCCAACUGGAAGCAACUGGUAUAUUGGCAUCUGCUAUGCCCAAAUACCAGAGAAGACGUAUGUUUGGGUGGCCAAUAGGGCGACUCCAGCGAGAAACCGGUCAGGCGUUUUGAAGCUAUCAAGAGAAGGUAAUCUGGUACUGUUCGAUGCACACGGGGCAUCUAUUUGGUCUGUCAACACAACAAACAAGGCCUCCACGGCUGUGCUAUUGGAUUCUGGUAAUUUUCUAAUGCUCAGUGAUGACAAUGAAUCUGAAACUGUUUGGCAGAGUUUCGACAAUCCUGUAGAUACCUGGUUGCCAGGGAUGGUGUUCGGUGGACAGCAAAAGUUAGUCUCUUGGAAAAAUUCAUUGGAUCCUGCUCCUGGGCUUUUUUCCUUACACACGGAUCCAUCUGGGACCAAACAAUUGGUGCUGACCUGGGACAAUUGUGGAACUUGGGACGGCAAAACUUACACUGGCGUUCCAGAAAUGUCAGACAAACGUCAGGUCAAUAUCACCGUUAAUAGUAAUAGCUCAGGGUUUUUUGAAAGUUAUACGUUGAUUCCUCCGUUUAAUGCACUCAUACGUCUCGCCUUGACUAAGUUCGGACAAGUGCAAGUGUAUGUAUUCGAUGGCAGUAAAUGGAGCAUGUUCUGGUCUGUGCCCAGAGAUGGAUGCGACGUAUAUGGUACCUGUGGUGCCUACGGAACUCGCGAUUCCAGAAAUCUUCAGCUCUGCAGCUGCGGAGAAGGCUUCAAACCCAGAGACAAUAGUGCCUGGCUCUAG